AUGAAGUCAAUUAAUGUCAAUUCGAACGGGAACGCUCCCCUGAGGGCACCCUCUGCAGCUUUGAAAUCUACGAGGCGGGCUCGAUACAGACCACAGCAACCGCCCUCUAACAAACGUUACCAAGAGAACUAUGAGUUGAACGUUCUUGCCGCUAGGAUGAAACUGUUUAAAGAUUUAACCCCACCAGUGUCAGAAUCGUCUCAGCCUGAGGCCAUUGGCCAGAAUAGGGAUACAGAUAUUGGUCGAUUGGGAAAGGUAAAUACGCAGUAUAUUCCUGCUUCACCCGCGGUGCGCUCUGAUUUAGAAACGAACUCGAUCAAUUUUAGUGUGUUACUGCGGACAGUACCGAUCAAUAAUGAUUGCACCCCGCUGGUUCACAUGAAUAAUUAUGAGUACCGAUUCGAUGAUAAUGGAGUGCAUGAUGAUAUGCUUCUGCGAGAGACUGGUCGGAAAUGCAAUGUUUUCCCAGAAGAGAUGGAGUACAACGAGCUGCACUCAGUGAUCUCCAAGUGGGACUGGUUGAAGUACCACCUCUUUGGUAUCGACAAGUUUGAUUUCUUCGAGUUGCACGAGCGAAGAAAGCAGUUUUACGCUUGUCCCUGGAAUUACUCGAGGAUCCCACUCAGAAUGAGGGAUGAAAGCGAGUGUUAA
Huiozyma naganishii CBS 8797 is the source of this 651-nucleotide messenger RNA. RefSeq names its product Isc10p (gene ISC10). The coding region runs from base 1 to 651 and encodes 216 amino acids. The record is from RefSeq and is a predicted model, not a curated record. The transcript has a single exon. NCBI's taxonomy places the organism in Eukaryota, Fungi, Ascomycota, Saccharomycetes, Saccharomycetales, Saccharomycetaceae.